AUGAAGCGAUUUUUUGCUUGUUUGCGUUUGGCUAUUGCUCAGCUAGAUCAAGAUUAUUCAGAAAGUCGUAGAACGGCGAAGAUUGACGGUGCCGAACGCAUUACAGUAGAUUCGUCAGCAUUGCAUUGUCCCGUUUGUUUUUGUAUAUUUGCUUCGGUACCGUUCAUCCUUAAAUGCGGUCAUUCAUUUUGUCAAAAUUGCAUCAAGAACAUUGUCGAGAAUUCAUAUUCCGAACGGGAUGCGGUUUUUGAAUGUCCCAUGUGUCGUCAAGUAAUUUCCUCUGAAAUUCGUUUCACUAAAAAUUUCCUCGCUGAUGCUUUGCUGCAGUCAGUAUGCGAAAUUGCUCAGGAUGAAAAUGAAAGCUCUGUGGAUCCGAAUUUGAGGAUUUCGUUUCAACUAAUUUCUCGAAAAUUUCUGGAAGAGCAACAGAAAAACAACAUUUUACGGAAGAAAUAUGAAGAGGAACGAGUUCGUAGUCGCCGAUAUCUUAUUCUUUUAGUUAUGGAGAGUGCACUUUUGAUAGGUUUUGUAUUUUUAUACAAAUUAUUGUUUCCCUGA
Molecule: messenger RNA, 558 nt
Organism: Loa loa (African eye worm)
Lineage: Eukaryota; Metazoa; Nematoda; Chromadorea; Rhabditida; Onchocercidae
Exons: 4
Coding region: 1-558 (185 amino acids)
Source: RefSeq, a predicted model, not a curated record